Molecule: messenger RNA, 5313 nt
Organism: Anolis carolinensis (green anole)
Lineage: Eukaryota; Metazoa; Chordata; Lepidosauria; Squamata; Anolidae
Gene: abtb3
Product: ankyrin repeat and BTB domain containing 3
Exons: 18
Coding region: 305-3922 (1205 amino acids)
Biological process (GO): SMAD protein signal transduction
Molecular function (GO): protein heterodimerization activity
Source: RefSeq, a predicted model, not a curated record
GGUUGCUUUGGGUUUGCGGGGCAGUGCGGUGCAGGGACCGGAGGGCGAAGGAGGAAGAAGAGGAGGAGGAAGAGGAGCUGCGGCGAGUUGGGAAAACAAACCAACCCCGGGAAGGGAGCGAAGAAGGAGCGGCUUCCAGAUCGGGGGGAUUUCUUUGGAUUGUUGGGGGGGAGGGGGGAGGAGGAGGAGGAAUCCCUUGGCGGCGGGACGAGGAAGUGGGCCACCCGAGGGGCCCGGCGCCGGGACUCGCACUCUCUCUCGUGUCUCCCCCAAGUUUCCUGCCGGUGCAGCAUGAAGAGCGGCGAUGGCACGGCGCGCUAAGACGGCGGUGCGGACGCUGGAGGAUCUGACGCUGGACUCGGGCUAUGGUGGCGCGGCGGACUCGGUGCGCUCCUCCAACUUGUCGCUGUGCUGCUCCGAGCCCUCCUCCGAGCCGGCGGCGCAUGGGGCCAAGGGCUGGCCGCCUCUAGCCGCCUCCUCCUUCUCCUCCGCCGCCGCCGCCUCCAUGCACAGCCGCCACAACAGCUUCGACACCGUCAACACCGUCCUGGGCGAGGAGGCCGAGGGGGCGCUGGGGGGCUGCGGGCCCGGGCAGCACUGCGCCCGCCUCCUGCCCGACCUCGAGGAGCUGCCCUGGAGCCUGGCCGAGGCCGAGGCGCUGCUCUCGCUCCUCCGGCGCCCGCCCGCCCGCAAGGAGCCCCGGCCGGCCCUCCUGCUCCCCUCCUGCGCCACCAGCUCCAGCAGCUCCUCCGCCAGCCUCAGCCUGAGCCGCAGCAGCGCCGGAGGAGGCGGCGGCGGAGGAGGAUGCCCGGCUUCCCGGGACGCCGUCUCCUGCCUCUCCGCCUUGGUGGGCCGGGCGCUGCUGAGGCUGGCCCGCGAAGCCCAGCGCCUCAGCCUCCGCUUCGGGAAAUGCACCAAGUACGAGGUGCAGAGCGCCAUGGAGAUGGUCCUGGGCUGGAGCCUGGCGUCCAGCUGCACCGCCGCCGCGCUCUCCGCCCUCUCGCUCUACAACAUGAGCACCGGCGGCGGAGGGGACCGCUUCAGCCGGGGCAAGUCCGCCCGCUGCGGCCUCACCCUCUCGGUGGGCAAGUUCUACCGCUGGAUGGUGGACAGCCGCGUGGCCCUCCGCAUCCACGAGCACGCCGCUAUCUACCUGACCGCCGGCGUGGAGAACCUCUUCCGAGAAGUCUACGCCAGGGCCCUCCAACAACAGCAGCAGCACCACCAUCCUCCUCCUCCUCUGAGCAACCCUCCGCCACAGCUGCCCCCGCCGCCGCCUCACCUGCUUCACCACCAGACACAACAACAACAGCAGCAGCAACAACAACAACAACAUCACCCUCCUCUAAGCAACCCUCCGCCCCAGCUGCCCCCUCCGCCGCCGCCCCCGCCCCACCACCCGCACCACCACCCGCCCCGCGGAGCCCCUUCCGGAGCCCCCUCUGCCCUCGCCGCCGCCGCCGUGGCCGCCGCCAGCGCUUCUCUGCCUCCCGCCGCCGCGGCGGCUGCUGCUUCUGCCCCAGACAACAAGGACCGGGAGAGUAACGCCAGCAGCAGCACCGCCGCCAGCGCCAAUGCCAACGCCGCCCACGAAGCGCCCAAGUUCACCCUGGAGGCCCUGGAGCAAGCCAUCAGCAACGACUCGGAGCUGUGGGGCCUCCUGCAGCCCUACCAGCACCUCAUCUGCGGGAAAAACGCCAGCGGUGUUCCUUGUCUGCCAGAAAGUCUGAAUCUUCACAAAGAGCAGCAAAGGUCAAAUAAACCAGGGGAAGUCCAGAUGUUUAGCCAGUCUGAGCUACGAACCAUUGAACAAUCUUUGCUUGCAACCCGUGUGGGAAGCAUUGCAGAACUCAGUGACCUGGUGUCUCGAGCAAUGCAUCACCUGCAGCCACUCAGUGCAAAACAACACAGCAACAGCACUCCCAUGCACCAAAAGCAGGGGUCAAUAUACUGGGAACCCGAAGCUUUGUACACACUCUGCUAUUUUAUGCACUACCCACAGAUGGAAUGGGAGAACCCGAACGUGGAACCCUCCAAAGUCACCCUCCAGACAGAAAGGCCUUUCAUAGUGCUGCCGCCUCUGAUGGAAUGGAUAAGAGUCGCUCUGGCUCACGCAGGGCACCGUCGCAGCUUCUCCAUUGACAGCGAUGAUGUACGGCAAGCGGCCAGGCUUUUACUACCCGGAGUUGACUGUGAACCUCGGCAGUUAAAAAUCGACGACUGCUUCUGUGCUUCUCGGAAACUGGACGCAGUGGCUACAGAAGCAAAGUUCAAGCAGGAUCUGGGUUUCCGAAUGCUGACCUGCGGCCGUACCGAUCUGGUCAAACAGGCAAUCUCUUUACUGGGUCCUGAUGGAAUUAACAGCAUGAGUGAACAGGGCAUGACUCCACUGAUGUAUGCUUGUGUGAAGGGAGAUGAAGCUAUGGUCCAGAUGUUGCUAGAUGCUGGAGCAGACCUAAACGCCGAGGUUGUCAGUACUCCUCAUAAAUAUCCAUCCGUCCACCCCGAGACCCGCCAUUGGACUGCUCUGACAUUUGCUGUAUUGCAUGGACAUAUUCCUGUAGUCCAGUUGUUGCUGGAUGCAGGUGCCAAAGUAGAAGGUUCGUUGGAACAUGGUGAAGAAAACUAUUCGGAAACUCCCUUGCAACUGGCAGCAGCUGCUGGAAAUUUUGAACUGGUUAGUCUCCUUUUGGAACGGGGCGCUGACCCCAUGAUUGGAACCAUGUACAGGAAUGGCAUUUCCAUGACUCCGCAAGGUGAUAUGAACUCCUUCAGCCAGGCGGCUGCACAUGGACACAGGACUGAACAUGCGCAGCUAGCAAGAUGUAAGCAUAUAAGAAAUGUGUUUCGUAAGCUGCUUGCUCAGCCAGAGAAGGAGAAGAGUGAUAUCCUGUCCCUGGAGGAGAUAUUGGCGGAGGGAACUGACUUGGCAGACGGCGCUCCUGCACCUUUAUGUGCCAGCCGCAACAGCAAGGCCAGACUGAAAGCUCUGAAGGAAGCGAUGUAUCACAGUGCCGAACACGGAUACGUGGAUGUAACCAUUGACAUAAGGAGCAUAGGUGUCCCAUGGACUCUUCAUACAUGGCUGGAAUCCUUGAGGACUGCUUUUCAACAGCAUAGAAGACCUCUUAUCCAGUGCUUGCUAAAAGAAUUUAAAUCCAUCCAGGAGGAAGAAUAUACUGAAGAACUCAUCACACAAGGAUUGCCUUUGAUGAUUGAAAUCUUGAAGGCAAGCAAGAAUGAAGUGAUUAGUCAGCAAUUGGCUGCCAUUUUCACGCAUUGCUAUGGACCCUAUCCUAUUCCCAAGCUUGUUGAAAUCAAACGCAAGCAGACAUCUCGCUUAGAUCCCCAUUUUCUCAACAAUAAAGAGAUGUCAGAUGUUACAUUCCUUGUGGAAGGAAGACCAUUUUAUGCACACAGAGUAUUACUAUAUACAGCAUCCCCAAGGUUUAAAGCUCUUUUGUCCAGCAAACCUGCAUCUGACAGCUCUUUUAUUGAGAUCAGCUAUGUGAAGUAUCCCAUUUUCCAGCUUAUUAUGCAGUAUCUCUACUAUGGAGGUGCAGAGUCACUUCUCAUUAAAAACAAUGAAAUCAUGGAGCUUCUAUCUGCUGCUAAAUUUUUCCAGCUUGAAGCAUUGCAACGACACUGUGAAAUCAUCUGCGCAAAAAGUAUCAACACAGACAAUUGUGUGGAUAUUUAUAAUCAUGCCAAGUUUCUUGGAGUCACAGAAUUGGCUUCCUUUUGUGAGGGUUAUUUUCUAAAAAAUAUGAUGGUUCUAAUUGAAAAUGAAGCUUUUAAGCAGCUGCUAUAUGACAAGAAUGGAGACUCACCUGGCCAAAAUGUACUACAAGAUUUACAGAGGACGUUGGCAGCGCGGAUCCAGUCAAUUCAUUUGUCGUCUUCAAAAGGCUCCAUUGUAUAAAAUUUCAGGAAGGGUUAGAUGUUUUAUGAAAGGCAGGGAAGGCACUGCAAAUGAAAGGUGGCUGUUGCAGCUUCUUGACGUUCUUUUUCCUUCUGGAGUCUUACAUUGUGGCCCAAAGGUGCUGUCACUUACUUGAAUCUUCUUCUCUUGGGCAAGAGGUUGCGGUACAUGUGACUCCUAUGCAUUUUCGGAACCGCAAGGAUGUAUUGCUCUCCUGAGAAUUUACUGUUCAGAUUCUGAACACAGAAGUGCUGUCGUGCAGCUAAUGCCAACAAGGGGGUGAGCCACGUUCUGGUGAAUAAAAGAAGCCCCAAACGGAGCAAGGAUGCCAUGGAACAAUUAUUUUUUAAAGCCAACACAUCAGGUUGUUUUUUGUUACACUGUGUCAUACUUUUUUUGGUGAGAGCGGUACUGUUCCCUGUCUCCCACAGUUCAUUGUAGUGUGCAUUUAAGAAACACACAACCUGAUAGCUGCUCUUUAGCAAGAGUCAAAGAACUGAUUAUGAAUGAGAAAAUACAUGUAUAAGCAAAUGUCUAGUGGUGAAAAAGUUUUUGAAUUAUUCAUUAAAAAUGGAGCAGCUUUGCAGUUUAAUUUCCCCCUCCCUUAUGUUUCAGAUUCCAAAGUUAUUAUCAAGAGAGAUAUUUGAGAAUGUAUAUAACAUGUUAAAUUUGGGGUUUAGCUUUGUUUCAUUUUUUUCCAAUGGUUAAAUGUAUAUUGUGUAAACAAACAUCGGAAAAUGGUUUUCAGCUCAUAUUCUGCUUUACUUAACAGUGGUAUAAUCCUGCCUGAAUGGCUAUGGUUACACCAAAGAGGUGCACUUACCAAGAACUCAGUUGUUUGUUUCGGGGGAAAUUCUGCAUGCUAACUGUGGUUUGGGGUUUAAAACAGCAAUGAAAUUCAACAUGCAUUUGCAUGGUAAUGGUACCUGUGAACUGUUCCGUUUGUGCUUAAUUUUUCAGGAAAAAAAGGCAAUGCGAUGUUAGUUUUUUGUCCAACUCCAUUUUUGUGAAGUUCUAUUUCAGGAUUUUAUUUUCUGGUUACACACGACUUCCAUGUAGAACAGUUUUAAAGAUGAUAGUUUCUAGUUAUUCUAUGUGAGGGGUCAAUCCAGGGUCUUUAUUCAAGAGAAAUGUUAGUAUUUUGCUACUGGGCAGAAAUUAUGAUGAAGAUGAUUUAUUUUAAUUAUAUAUUAAAUAUGUACUAUAGAGCGAUUUCUUGAAGUCAGCUGAGAAUGUGUAGAUUAUAUGCUUAUGGAGGCCUGUAACAGGCCUUGAGUUAUUUAGUGACAUAUUUUAAGCAAAUUGUUUUAAGUGCCACACUGAUUCUUAAUGAUUUUCAGUUUGAUCAAAUAGUUUUGCAAAAACCACAGUAAAGGGUUAUUCCACUACAA